This is a messenger RNA of Bombus pascuorum, 2519 nucleotides long. It is a transcript of the gene l(3)72Dn, whose product is annotated as U3 small nucleolar RNA-associated protein 4 homolog. The transcript is spliced from 4 exons. Gene Ontology annotation, biological process: maturation of SSU-rRNA from tricistronic rRNA transcript (SSU-rRNA, 5.8S rRNA, LSU-rRNA). Gene Ontology annotation, cellular component: 90S preribosome; t-UTP complex; small-subunit processome. The coding region runs from base 273 to 2330 and encodes 685 amino acids. Gene Ontology annotation, molecular function: protein binding; RNA binding. The record is from RefSeq and is a predicted model, not a curated record. Lineage: Eukaryota; Metazoa; Arthropoda; Insecta; Hymenoptera; Apidae.
AAGAAAUAUAUAUCUUUUUUUCACUUAUCUUAUGCCUAUGAUUUUAUCGAAAAGUUUAAGUGAUCUGAGAAAUAGAUAUAGCAAAAGUUUUCAAAAACAGAUUUCCUCUCUGCUGAUAGUAUCAACUCACAAUAGGUACCAACAUAACAAAAAGGUCCCUCUAGAAUCCACGUGUGUGACAAUUGUGGUUAUGUUUUCUAACGUGUAGUAUAGUUUGUAUAAUUAGAGUUUAAUAAUACUACCAUAAAUGGUAGUAAAGAGUCAAAUAAAUCAUGUCAACUUGUAAAAUACAUAAUAUUAGGUUUUAUAACCUUGAACCCCGAUCUGUUACUUGUUUAUCUUAUGAAUGUAAGACGAAAAAACUAGCACUUGCGAGGAAUGAUAAUUCGAUUGAAGUCUGGAAUGUUGGGAAUGCACCUUUUGUGGAAUGUACGAUACCUGGUCAUCCAGAAAAUUCCAUAGAAAAUAUUCUGUGGAUAGGUCCAAGAUUGUUUUCUACCGGUCUUCAUGGCAUGAUAACAGAAUAUGAUUUAACGACAUUAUCUAUCAAAAGUGAAGUUGCAGUGACUGGAGGAGCAGCCUGGUGCAUGGACAUUAAUCAUAAAAAAACAUGUUUAGCUGUUGGUACAGAGGAUGGAUAUAUCAAUACAUUUUCUGUUACUCCCCAUUCAUUGAUAUACGAAAGGAUAUUUGAUAAACAGAAAGGAAGAAUCCUUUGUAUUAAAUGGGAUAACACUGGAGAAAUGAUCUAUACAGGGUCUGUUGACACAAUUAGAGUUUGGAAUGCCGUAUCUGGUCAUGCGAUUCAUAAAAUGACGACUUCUAGAAAGGAAGCAAAGAAAGAAACUAUUAUCUGGUGUUUAGCAGUUACGGAUGACAACAUUAUAAUUUCUGGAGACUCACGUGGGUAUUUAUCAUUUUGGGAUCCUCACAUGGGUACUCUAAUAGAAUCCCAUGAAAGUCAUACAGCUGAUGUAUUAGCUGUUACUUUAUCUCAUGAUAUGAAUAUUGUAUAUUGUGCUGGUGUUGACCCUGUAGUGAGAAGUUUUUGUAAAAUAAUUAUGAAAUCAACUGGUAGGCCACAAUGGGUGAAAGGAAUCGAAAGAAGGUUACAUGCUCAUGAUGUAAGAGCCUUAGUAGAAGCUGAUGGAAAAUUAUAUUCAGCUGGUGUAGACGGAUAUCUAGCCCAGUCUAGUUAUCCGCCAAAAAUUCUGGUUAAAUAUCCACCAUUACUACAGCUUCCAUGUGCUACAGUUUGUAGAAAAUCUAGAUGCAUUCUUUUACGAUAUACAAACUUUCUUGAGCUAUGGAGGCUUGGAUCAUCUACUAAAGUAUCUUCAGAAUCGAUACGUCCUGGAAUGGUCCACCAGUUAGAAGAGGAGCCUAUAAAAUUGCUGCAAUUAAAAACAAAAAGGGACGAACACAUCCUUUCUUGUGCUAUCAACAAGGAUGCCAAAACAAUUGUUUAUUCAACCGAUGAUCAUGUUAGAGUUUUCAACUUUGACGUGAUCGAGGGAGAUGCACAAUUAUCGAGAAAUGAUACGGACAUUUCUGCAACCAGAAUACAAAAAAUGUUAUUCAGUCCAAAUGGAAAAUUAUUUGUAACAAUAAAUAAUGACGAAAAAAAUUGCACUAUAACAUUAUAUAAAGUGGAAAAGAAGCAUCUGAGACACCUUGGCUUUUUUUACACAAAUAAGGAAUCUAUUACGAGUGUUGGACUCGUGUGUUUUUCUCCCGAUAGUAAAUUUUUCGUUUGUGCUGAUCGUCAGGGUAGGAUUGCUGUAUAUAAUGUCAGUGACACUACAAACAGCGACGGACCUGUCGCAUGGUUGUUACCCAAAUACAGUUGUCCACCAACAGCCAUGGCGAUCCAACAAGGCACGUUAAAUUUAGUUAUCGUAUAUUCCGAUCACAAGAUUAUCGAGUAUAACAUAUUACAAAGACAGUACACCAAAUUCUCGAACAAUUUACAAAGUCGACUUCCCAAGCAAUGGUUAGCCCGGCCAUUUCCUAUAACGAAUAUUAUUUUUGAUCCGCGUAACGAGAAUAUCAUAAUAAUGCACGACGACUCGACAGUUUACGUAAUUGAUAAAUUGAACGAGUUCUCAGAAAAAGAAACGAAAAUUUUAAAGCGCGAGAAUGGUGACACCACCGAGGACAAUAAUUCUGUGAUAAAUUCUCAGCAAGUUUUUCAAGUUCUUAAAAAAUACAAGCACCUUGUAUACUUGGAUUGGUUGACCGACGAAGAAUUAGUGGCAGUCGAAGUAAACCCCAUAUCCUUGACGGAAAAAUUACCGCCGACACUCAAACAAAAAUGGUUUGGAAUGUAAAUAUAUGAAGAAUGAAAUAAAUGAAAUCCAUUUUCUUACUGGAAUCGAAUGUUGUCUACAAAGCCGUCAUCACAUUUUUAUGAGCAUCAAAAUGAAGAAUUACAUAUCUAUUUCUAUGUCAACUACUACAUUGUUCAUAUGAGACUACAACGAUUUAUUUUUUAAUACAUUUUCUUAUAGUAUACAGUC